UGCUGAUUUCUUUUUCUCUCUCUUUUUUGUUAAUUUAUUUAUUUUUAUUGGUUAUACUGUUCCAAAUUUGAAAUCCAAGGAAGUUUCAUAAUCAAAAUUUCAAUGUAUAUAUGGGCGAGCAAUGGUAGAGGGCCACAAAAAGUGUGGCUCAAAUGGCUCAAAACUAUCAAAACGACGACGUUUUAAGCGUAAAACGACACAAAACGACAUCGUUUUAACAAUUUUGAGCCAUUUAAAUCACACUUUUUGUGGCCUUCAAACAUUUUCAUACACACACUAACACAAGGACACACAGCAAUGAGUACAAAACUUUCCUCUUUAGCGUGGUUUCAGUCUGACUCUAGUUUUUUACACAAGAUUUCAGUGUUGCUUUUUACUUUAAAAAUUAAAUAAAUGAUCAUGUGAGAUUCUGAGAUUCAAAUUUCACUGGUUUUUGCAUUUUUUGUGUUUCAUUGCUUGACUACUGUUUACACUCCAAGUAACUUCAAGGAGCUCAAAAUUGAUAGGAAAAGAAGACACAGAUCUGGAGACUGUGCUUGGAAUUUAUGCCUUUUGAUUGAAAACUUGCAUUUAACUCCUCAGGAGUGUAAAAGGAAAAUUUCCUUGAGAGCUCUCUACUACAAAACAAGUUUGAGAAUGGGAUUCCUUGACCUGUUUAUCGUGGCGUUGAUGCCAGUUCUAAAAACAUUGAUCAUUACCGCUAUUGGCCUGUUCCUUGCAAUAGAUCCAGUCAAUCUUUUGGGUCCGGUCGCAAGGCAACAUUUGAAUCAACUGGUAUUUUACGUUUUCACCCCUGCACUUGUUGCUAGCAAUCUAGCCGAUACAAUUACAUCAAGCAAUAUAGUUUCUUUGUGGUUCAUGCCGGUGAAUAUCCUUCUCACAUUCAUUCUUGGUUCAGCGCUUGGAUGGGUACUUGUAAAAAUCACCAGAACUCCAAAACAUUUGUAUGGCCUUGUAAUCGGUUGUUGCGCCGCAGGAAAUUUGGGGAACUUGCUUCUCAUCAUCAUCCCUGCAGUUUGCGACGAAAGUAAUAGCCCAUUUGGGGAUUCAUCAACGUGUUCCACAAAUGGAGAGGCCUAUGCAUCCCUCUCUAUGGCGAUAGGAGCUGUUUAUAUUUGGACUUACAUAUAUAACAUCAUACGGAUGUCUGGAAGUAAAAGCAAUGAAGAAGUCAAUGCAAAUGGUUCCAGAACGAGUGGAAAGUCUCGGGGAGAAACCUCAGAGAACACACAAGCAUUGCUUUCAACGGAUUAUUCAAGCUCAGAGGACUAUGAAUCUCAUGUUGAAAUAGCUCCCAUUGGAUCCGAGGAAAAAGUGAAAGUUUUUGGGAAGAUUAAGAAGAAUGUGAAUACUUUUGCGGAAAAGGUCAACUUGAAGAUGGUGCUUGCACCGUCCACCAUUGCAACGAUUGUUGGGCUAUUGAUUGGAGUGAUCACUCCAAUAAGGAAAAUUAUAAUUGGUGAUAGUGCUCCACUCCGCGUGAUUGAGAGUUCUGCAUCUUAUUUGGCGGAGGCGGCAAUCCCAUCCAUGACCCUGAUCGUGGGUGCCAACCUUCUCAAGGGUUUGAAAAAAUCUGGAGUAGGAAUUUGGGUUAUUAUAGGGGUCAAUGUAGUUCGGUAUAUUGCGUUGCCUCUAUUGGGUAUUCUUGUUAUUAAAGGUGCACGAUAUUUGGGCUUUGUGGGAUCAAAUUCGUUAUACGAGUUUGUUCUUUUGAUUCAGUAUGCGCUUCCAUCCGCAAUGACUAUAGGUACAAUCACCCAACUGUUUGAGGUUGGAGAGAGUGAAUGCUCUGUUAUUAUGCUAUGGAAUUAUGCGGUGGCUGCAAUUGCCCUUACAUUAUGGGCUACCUAUUACAUGUGGCUUGUGUCUUGAAAUUUUUUUGUUGUUCUUUAUUUAUUAUUUAUUAUUAUUAUUAUUUAUUUUUUUUGUCUUUCUGGCAAUACAAAGAUGAGUGUGUGGGUACUUCCAUCAAAUUGAUAUAUAUUGCGAGUUGAGAAAAAACAUGUAUUUUUUUUUUAUUUUUCCUUGUAUAUUUUGUUUUUAUUUUGAGAAAUGGGCAUUUAAGAUUGUAAUGUCGAUUUGGUGUGUUGUAAUUCAUCGGAUUGAAGUAUUGGCAUAAUGUCAUACUAGAGGUUUGUUUACAUUCAAA
Camellia sinensis is the source of this 2149-nucleotide messenger RNA. The record is from RefSeq and is a predicted model, not a curated record. NCBI's taxonomy places the organism in Eukaryota, Viridiplantae, Streptophyta, Magnoliopsida, Ericales, Theaceae.